AGUGGGAGUCGGUCCGCCGCCACGCCAUGGCUGUCCGCGCGUGUUCCCUUCUCCUGAUACUAGCCUCCGCGCAUGCGUUCAUAGACGAAGCGGUCGACGUGCUCAAACUGGGCAAGGAGAUCGGUGAAGAAGUGCUCAACUCAUGGGACAUUCUAGGUAAACCGUUGAACCUAUCGGGCGGGGUCGACCUGCCCGUUAUAAGGCGGCGGGAGAGGAUGGUUUUGGGGCGGCUAGCUGAGAUAUCGCGUAAGAUAGAAAGACUUGAACUGGGGUUAGAAGGGACCAGAGCAGUGGCGAUGUUGAUAGCGAAGACAGCGGGACGCGGAGCUCGAUUGGAGUUGAGAUUACAUGAAAUGGCAGAUUUACUCAGCAGAGUGGCGGUCGCCGAUCUGCAGAUGCGGGAGUAUGUGCGACUCCAGAAGGAGUUGGAACGGUCCACGUUGGAGAACUUCGCGCUGUGGUGCGUGUCCCACGACUCGACGUCGUUGCCGGGCUUGUUGGAGAGGGUCCACUCGUUGAUAGCGCCCCCACACAAGCACCUACUCGGUCGCGGCAUUUUGAAUUUGGUGCUGGAUGACUUGCAGGAGGAGCAUCCCGAUCUUUGCGAGCUGCAACUGUCCCCGCACCAGCUCAUCUACGACAUGUACAACACGAUAUCACUGACUGAGAUCAAGGGGUACGCCAUGAUGCAGUUCUCGUGGAUGCUGCUCAGGAUUUAUGGAAAAGGCAACUUUACACAAGAAGCCAGCCUGACAAGGCAGAGGUAUGGAGAGAGAACAUCCCGCACGGCAGCCGCUGCGAGGGCCGCUUUGGCAAUGGCCAGAAGAGAUCUGUAUAGAUGCGACCCUCCACAACAUAAGCUAGGUGAAACAUAUGAAGAGGUGACUCGAUUGCUGCAAGGGUACAUAGAGAACGAGGUGGACAUGAACUCCGACAACACGUGCAGGGAGAACUGCGCGCACUACACGCUGGCGGAACACCACACGUGCUUCAAAGAGCAGUUCUGCUCCAAGCAGCCCGCGUGCAAGGGCAGAAUCAUAGACUGCAACUACAUAGACUCCGACAUGUGGAUCUGUAGAGCGGGGGAGAAUAGCAAACGGAGAUACGAAUGGAUCGAGUACGAAAACGGCAGGGUAUUGGGCAAAGCUGGCAGCUGUCCGCGUGGCACCACUAAGGUCGACUCCUGGUGGAAAUGGAACCUCCUCCACUGCUCUUACUGCAUGUGUCUUUGCGAAGACGAUAUCGGAUCGUCUGAACGCACUUUCAGCUUGCGAGACGUGAUAGCCGAUAUUAACAACAACAAGGUUGUCACUGGUUUGAGACUUGUAAAGCACGGGCGAGUAUUCCACCUUCAGAUAAGCGAAGGAACUUUAGGAGAGAGGGGUUCAGUCAGCCCCGGUAGCUGGGUGCCAUUGCAGAAGUUCGAUGUAACAGACCCGGGGAUAAGAGACGGCGUGGACUACCACACGAUGUCUUACGAGAGAAGGGCCAUCGAUUUGGAUGAAUUGGAUUCACCGACUGGUUACAUCCUAACUGGUGUCAGGUUCCGAAUGAUCGGUGCACAUUUGCACUUCGAGAUCCGCUCGACGCCCUUCAACUACACGACGGGAAGGCUGGCGCCCGGCAGGAGCCAUUGGAUCAGCAAUGACAAUACAGAGGGCGGUGAUGUUCCCCGGACCGAGUUGAAGCUGCACAAGCCGGACAUACCGACGCGCAGCACCAGGGCGCUGCCGGUGGACUCCAAGCACGACCAGUACAUCGAGUUCACGCACAGCGACUUCGACGCUGACGCGGCGCAGAGCACGGUGCCCUUCGUUGACAUCCAGCCGCUUGAGCCACUCAAAGGGUCAGCGCUGCUCAGCGGCGCGGGCAUCAUGCACCGCGGCGCGCGCGGCUCCGGCGGGUUCGUGGCGGCCAAGCUCUUCACCUACGACUACUCGCGACACGUCAGAGCCGAACUGCCGCCCGCGUUCGUUGACCCCGAAGUUGACAAAGACUUAGUGCUGCCAGUCAGCAAUAAUUAAUUGUAACUUAUUGAUAAUGACAAUAUUAUUAGACGAUUAAUAUACUCAUUUGUAUUACGUAAUUUGAGAAAUAAAUUUACGGUUUAAGUGUGA
Bicyclus anynana (squinting bush brown) is the source of this 2117-nucleotide messenger RNA. RefSeq lists its product as uncharacterized. The transcript has 10 exons. Lineage: Eukaryota; Metazoa; Arthropoda; Insecta; Lepidoptera; Nymphalidae. The coding region runs from base 27 to 2024 and encodes 665 amino acids. The record is from RefSeq and is a predicted model, not a curated record.